This is a messenger RNA of Elephantulus edwardii (Cape elephant shrew), 1950 nucleotides long. RefSeq names its product ribosomal protein S6 kinase, 70kDa, polypeptide 1 (gene RPS6KB1). Gene Ontology annotation, biological process: cellular response to insulin stimulus; signal transduction; protein phosphorylation. The record is from RefSeq and is a predicted model, not a curated record. Lineage: Eukaryota; Metazoa; Chordata; Mammalia; Macroscelidea; Macroscelididae. The transcript has 15 exons. The coding region runs from base 35 to 1396 and encodes 453 amino acids. Gene Ontology annotation, molecular function: protein serine/threonine kinase activity; ATP binding.
CAGCGGCUGCCGUCUUUGCGGCGGGUCCGGGCCCAUGAGGCGACGACGGAGGCGGGACGGCUUUUACCCAGCGCUGGACGUCCAAGACAGGGAAGCUGAGGACAUGGCAGGAGUGUUUGACAUAGAUCUGGACCAGCCAGAGGACGCGGGCUCUGAGGAUGAGCUGGAGGAGGGGGGUCAGUUAAAUGAAAGCAUGGAUCAUGGGGGAGUUGGACCAUAUGAACUUGGCAUGGAACAUUGUGAAAAAUUUGAAAUCUCAGAAACUAGUGUGAACAGAGGGCCAGAAAAAAUCAGACCAGAAUGUUUUGAGCUACUUCGGGUACUUGGUAAAGGGGGCUAUGGCAAGGUUUUUCAAGUACGAAAAGUAACAGGAGCAAAUACUGGGAAAAUAUUUGCCAUGAAAGUGCUUAAAAAGGCAAUGAUAGUAAGAAAUGCUAAAGAUACAGCUCAUACAAAAGCAGAACGGAAUAUUCUGGAGGAAGUAAAACAUCCCUUCAUUGUGGAUUUAAUUUAUGCCUUUCAGACCGGUGGAAAACUCUACCUCAUCCUUGAGUAUCUCAGUGGAGGAGAACUAUUUAUGCAGUUAGAAAGAGAAGGAAUAUUUAUGGAAGACACGGCUUGCUUUUACUUGGCAGAAAUCUCCAUGGCUUUGGGGCAUUUACAUCAAAAAGGGAUCAUCUACAGAGACCUGAAGCCGGAGAAUAUCAUGCUUAAUCACCAAGGUCAUGUGAAACUAACAGACUUUGGACUAUGCAAAGAAUCUAUUCAUGAUGGAACAGUCACACACACAUUUUGUGGAACAAUAGAAUACAUGGCCCCUGAAAUCUUGAUGAGAAGUGGCCAUAAUCGUGCUGUGGAUUGGUGGAGUUUGGGAGCAUUAAUGUACGACAUGCUGACUGGAGCACCGCCAUUCACUGGGGAGAAUAGAAAAAAAACAAUUGACAAAAUCCUCAAGUGUAAACUCAAUUUGCCUCCCUACCUCACACAAGAAGCCAGAGAUUUGCUUAAAAAGCUGCUAAAAAGAAACGCUGCUUCUCGUCUCGGAGCCGGUCCUGGUGAUGCUGGAGAAGUUCAGGCUCAUCCAUUCUUCCGACAUAUUAACUGGGAAGAACUUCUGGCUCGGAAAGUGGAGCCCCCUUUUAAACCUCUGUUGCAAUCUGAAGAGGAUGUGAGUCAGUUUGAUUCAAAGUUUACACGUCAGACACCUGUUGACAGCCCAGAUGACUCAACUCUCAGUGAAAGUGCCAACCAAGUCUUUCUGGGCUUUACAUAUGUGGCUCCAUCUGUACUUGAAAGUGUGAAAGAAAAAUUUUCCUUUGAACCAAAAAUCCGAUCACCUCGAAGAUUUAUUGGCAGCCCACGAACACCUGUCAGUACUGCUAUGUGCUACACUUAACUGGAAGCCUUUGAAUGGGCAUAAGUUGUAUGUCCUGCAUUUCAUCCUUGUCUUGGGUCUACAUUGCACUGGGGGAAAAUUACCACCUAUUCUUAUACCAGUAUUUGGUUCAAGACACCAAAUUUGUUCAAAGGGAAGACUGAAGAGUGUCAGGGAAGAAAAUGCAUAUUGAGGACAUUGUGAGGGAGGAUAGGGAUCCAGGGGAAGAGGGUGUUGCUGUGGUCCACUCUCUGUCUGACUGCUUUCUAGCAAACUGACAAGGUUUUAAGUUUUACUUCUCUUUACUGUUUACCUUCUAUGUAUUUUUUUCCUCAACAGUUUUAAAAAGGAACAAAGGUCUAAUAUUUUUUUUUCCUAUACUGGGGCUGCAAUUUUUGAUUGUAAAAUAUUUGAUGGCCUUUUGAUGAAUGUCUUCCAUAGUGAAUAAGAAAACUUAGUGGCUUAAUUUAAGAACUGUUAACAGGACACUAUGUUUUUGAAAUUGUAACAAAAUUUACAUAAAUGAUUUACAGGUACAAAGAAUAAAAUAAAGGUAACUUUACCUUUCUUAAAUA